Messenger RNA from Brugia pahangi, 327 nucleotides. The record is from the annotation of a GenBank genome assembly. Lineage: Eukaryota; Metazoa; Nematoda; Chromadorea; Rhabditida; Onchocercidae.
AUGAAAAUGUUAAAUGAAAACGAAACACUUUAUCUGAUCAUUGAUGCUUCGGGAUUUACAUGCAUUGAUUAUACCGGAAUUGAAAGAUUGAAGGAUUUAUCGCAGGAAUUGAGAAAUCGUAAUGUUGAAAUAUUUAUGGCUGCCUCAAAAGCAGAAGUUCGAAUAUUAUUUGCCAAAUGUAAUAUCUAUGAAAUGAUUCCAUCAACAAAUUUCUUUCCAUCCAUUCAUGAUGCAGUAUUAUUCGCUAAUGCUCAACAAAUAAAACAAAAGAAGAAUAUUUGCAAAGAACAAAAUAAUGUCGAAUAUGUAUUUACACAACAUUUAUAA